This is a messenger RNA of Protopterus annectens (West African lungfish), 982 nucleotides long. RefSeq names its product glutathione S-transferase omega-1-like. The record is from RefSeq and is a predicted model, not a curated record. Lineage: Eukaryota; Metazoa; Chordata; Ceratodontiformes; Protopteridae. The transcript is spliced from 5 exons. Bases 407 to 982 code for a protein of 191 amino acids. Gene Ontology annotation, cellular component: cytoplasm. Gene Ontology annotation, biological process: glutathione metabolic process. Gene Ontology annotation, molecular function: glutathione dehydrogenase (ascorbate) activity; glutathione transferase activity.
UAACUACAGCCCCUGAUAUUUUGAUGCGAAAUAUUUGAUAACAGAAUGUUACUCGUGACUUUUUACUACUAAUGUCUAUACAAGAUAUACAUAAAGCAAACAUUAUACAAAACUGCUUAAACUUUUUAAGGUGGCUUAGCCAUUAAUCAGCUAAUGAUGUCCGGACCAGUUCUAUGACAGCUUUAUCCAGCCCUGUGAUUAGCCGUACUUGCAGCUUUGCAGACGGGGUGUGGUGAGGGAAGUGAAGUCGGGGCGUAAUUAAGUGACUGUAAAGUAUACAUUGGAAUUCCUGUUCAGCACCUUUGCCCUAACCCUGUACUGCUCCGACUGUAAUUUCAUUUGUUUUCUGGUAGGUCUGUUUCAUUUAGACUGCCAAGGUUCUUAGGUUCAGUUCCAGUAGCUGAAGAUGUCAGGCUGUUCGAAAGCGCUGAGACAAGGAAGUCCUGCCCCUGGUCCAGUGCCAGAAGGGUUGAUUCGCAUAUACAGUAUGAGGCUUUGCCCUUACGCACAGAGAACACGGAUUGUCCUGGCUGCUAAAAGAAUCAAACAUGAAGUCAUCAACAUCAACCUAAAAGACAAACCUGAUUGGUUUCUGAAAAAGAAUCCUUUUGGUGUUGUGCCUGUCCUGGAGACACCUGCUGGGCAAAUAUUAUACGAGUCCCCCAUCACAUCUGAUUACUUGGAUGAAGUGUACCCUGGAAGAAAACUGAUUCCAUCAGAUCCCUAUGAAAAAGCCAAACAGAGAAUAUUUUUGGAACAUUUCUCGAAGGCACAAGCCUAUGUAUUCAGGAUUCCAAGUGCAAAACAAAAAGGAGAAGAUACAUCUGCUCUGGAAGCAGAGUUUACUGAGAAGCUCAAAGUUGUUGAUCAGAUUCUAGUCGAUGAAAACAGGUCAUUCUUUGGUGGUACUUCUGUGUCCAUGACUGACUAUAUGAUUUGGCCAUUUGUUGAAAGACUUGAAGCCUUUGGUAUAGGACAGUAA